AUGACAAAACGUCGUAGUAGUCAACCAGAUAUUCGCAAUAGAACAGAUAGUCAGUCCAGUUUAAUGCGCCGGAGAAGCAUCACGGAAACGUACCCAAGACCUUCUGUUUUUGGAGGACAUGACUUGUUACUCGAUCCUCUUUUCACUGUUCAACCUAUGCAAGUGGGAAAUCAUCCGGAGAGUCCAAUACACAAUGUUCGGGAACUUUUGGAAGCGCAUUUAGAGGAAACUCCAUUAAUUUAUACCGAAAUGUUGGAUUUAGAUAAGGAUGAUAAAGCCAGAAGACAAUGGAAACAAGUUGCCAGAUGGAUUAAGUAUGAGCAGACAAUUGAAGGCGAUGGUACUCGAUUUUCCAAGCCACACAUCACUCUUUUGUCGAUAAUUGGUUUGAUACAACUAAAAAAUUGUCUUCGUAAAGGAGUUAUUAUGUUGGAUAUUGAAGCACAUUCUUUUAACGAAAUUGCAGAUGUGAAAACUGUUAUCAAAAAAGUACCAAGUGAAGGUGCCGAGAAUGAUUUGCAGGAAGAAAAUAUUCUUGAUUUAACAUCUAAAGAGAUGAGAAAAUUAGCAGAAGGUACAGAAGGAGCAGUUAUUAUGGCUGGAAUAUUUAAUGGUAUUGACCGACCGGUAUGCGCAUUCCUUCGACUCGACAGAGCUAAGGUUUUUUUCCCAGAAUUGCCGAAUGUACCGAUACCUCUAAGAUUCGUAUUUGUAUUGCUCAAUCCUCAUGAUCAUUACGACAAUGAAACACGUGGCAUUGGUAGAACUGUAGGCGCACUACUUUCGGAUGAGAUAUUUAGGAAGGUAGCGCUAUGCUCACUUGAACCGUAUACUAUCGUUGAUGCACUGGAAGAAUUUUUUGCACAAGUAGUUGUUAUCCCACCUGGAAACUGCAGUAUAGAAACUCGAUGGGAACCGAAUGCUAACUCAGAUCAGGUAGCUCGCUCGGUUGGAAUGCUCUAUGCUUCAUAUGAUGAUCCAUUUGAUGGAGAACCAGUUUUGGAUGGUAAAAAAGAUACACAUACCGACAUCGUUCGUAGCGGUCAUUUAUUUGGCGGCUUGUGUGAUGAUAUCAAACGUAAAGCACCACACUUCGUAUCCGACUUCACUGAUUUCUUCCAUGGCCGGUGGAGUCAGUCCUUUGCGGCAGUUAUAUUUUUAUUUUUUGCAAACAUUACAUCAAUCAUAACAUUUGGUGCUGUCAUGGAACGAGCAUUGCAUCAUCAAGUUGCGGCUAUCGAGAAUAUUCUCUGCGGAGGUAUCAGUGGAGUCAUAUUUGCUCUGUUUUCUGGACAACCGCUCAAUAUUCUGUCCGCAACUGGUCCAACACUUGUUUUUGAAACAAUUUUGUUCGAUUUUUGUUUAACAAACGGUUGGCAAUUUUUACCAUUUCGGUUUUGGGUUGCUGCGUGGAUUAGUGUGGUAUUACUUAUUUUGGUUGCUACCGACAUGUCCGCCCUUGUUGGUCUAAUUACCAGAUUUACGGAAGAGGCAUUUGCUGCAUUGAUAUCAAUUGUCUUUAUAAUCCAGUCUUUUGAAAAACUUAUUGAAAUUAGUCACGAUGCGCCAAUCAUUGUUGAUCCCAAGAGAGUAUUUGAUUCACCGUGCGUUUGUUAUCUCAAUGAGCCAAUGGUACUUUCAAAUAACAUUACUGUGCGACCAAGGAUCAUGGAUAUUGAUGCUGAGGAAUGUCGUCAACGUGGAGGCGAAGCAUUUGGGUUACAGUGUCACUUCAAACCAGAUGUCUAUAUGUUAUCCAUUUUGCUAACCUUUGGUACUUUCGCAUUGUCCUAUGGCUUAAACAUUUUCAGAAGGACACAUUUUUUAAAUUCCACGGCUCGUAAUAGUAUAUCGGAUUUCGGUGUUCUCAUCGCUAUUGUCGUGAUGACAGCUAUUUCGAAAUUCAUAGGUCUUGACCUACCUGUGCUCAAUAUUCCUGCUAAUUUCCGGCCAACGAUUGACCGUCCAUGGCUUAUCAAUCCAUUAUCAGUAGAUUGGUAUGUUGCUUUGAUAGCUGUAUUACCAGCUAUAUUUUACACAAUCCUGAUUGUCAUGGAUCAACAGAUCACUGCUGUUAUUAUCAACCGAAAAGAUAACAAACUGAGAAAAGAUUUUGGAUAUCAUUUGGAUUUGUUAGUGAUUGCAUUGCUGAUAGUCAUUUGUGGCUCGCUUGGGUUACCAUUUUAUGUGGCCGGAACAGUGCUAUCAGUAAUGCACGUGGAUUCGCUUCGUUUACAAUCUGAUACAUCAGCUCCUGGUGAAAAGGCACAAUUUCUUGGUGUUAAAGAACAACGUCUAACAGCAAUAAUAGCUCAUCUGCUUAUUGGUUUUUCAGUUUUCAUAACACCUGUUAUCAAGUUAGUACCUCUUCCGGUACUUAUUGGGAUAUUUUUAUAUAUGGGUGUUGUUUCGAUGCUUGGUUUGCAGUUUAUCCAAAGAAUUGCCAUGCUUUUUAUGCCGAUCAAAUAUCAGCCUGACUACGUGUGGUUGAGAUUGGUUCGUAUGAAACGUGUCCAUUUGUUCACUUUUUUUCAAAUUCUCAGUAUUGUUGGUUUGUUUGCUGUGAAGUAUACAAAAACAUUCUCAAUGCUGUUUCCCUUGAUGCUGGUUCUAAUGGUAAUUAUUAGGAUGUUUUUCAUGGAAAAAGUUUUCACGAAGCAGGAAUUACUAGCAUUGGACGAUCCUGUGCCUUCAUUCCAUUCGGUUAUCAGCCCGAAGGGACAAUCUAUAAAAGCUAGAAAAGGAACCGUUGGUGACGAAGAAACGGAAAAUCCGAGAGAAGCAGAGGAAGGAAAGAAAAAGGCUAGCGGAAAUCGAUGA
Messenger RNA from Brugia pahangi, 2820 nucleotides. NCBI's taxonomy places the organism in Eukaryota, Metazoa, Nematoda, Chromadorea, Rhabditida, Onchocercidae. The record is from the annotation of a GenBank genome assembly.